This is a messenger RNA of Eruca vesicaria subsp. sativa (arugula), 1203 nucleotides long. Lineage: Eukaryota; Viridiplantae; Streptophyta; Magnoliopsida; Brassicales; Brassicaceae. The record is from the annotation of a GenBank genome assembly.
AUGUCUACGGGUAUGGGAAACUUCUUCCGGAAGUUGGGAAGCGGAAAAGAUAAAAGCAGUCCAAGUUUUACAGAGAGAACGACGUCGUCUGCAUCUGAUAAACCAUCACCGUCUAAUCCUUCAGUCUCAGUUUCAGACAAUAUCAAAGCCGCCAAGAAGAAGUACGCUCUCAUCCCUGACCGCUUCGCUUCCCUGGACCAGGUUUCAAAAGCUCUAAGAGAAGCUGGUCUUGAAUCAUCUAAUCUCAUUCUUGGAAUUGAUUUCACUAAGAGCAACGAAUGGUCUGGGAAAACUUCUUUCAAUGGAAAAUGUCUGCACGCUCUCGGACAAACUCAGAAUCCAUAUGAAAAGGCAAUCUUUGUAAUCGGACAAACGCUGGCUCCUUUCGAUGAAGACAACCUCAUCCCCUGUUUCGGCUUUGGCGACUCAACCACACAUGACGAGGAAGUGUUCAGUUUCCACAGUGACAACUCUCCAUGCCAUGGCUUUGAAGAUGUCUUAGCAUGUUACAGAAAAAUCACACCUAACUUGCUUUUAUCAGGGCCAACGUCGUAUGGACCAGUCAUCGAUGCUGCUGUCGACAUUGUUGAAAAGAACAACGGUCAGUUCCAUGUUCUAGUGAUUGUCGCUGAUGGGCAGGUAACGAGAGGUUUUGAUACGUCUGAGGGGGAACUUAGUAAACAAGAGAGAACAACUAUCGACGCCAUUGUUAACGCAAGCUCAUAUGCUUUGUCGAUUGUUUUAAUCGGUGUUGGAGACGGUCCAUGGGAAGACAUGAGGAAGUUUGAUGACAAGAUCCCUAAGCGUGAGUUCGAUAACUUUCAGUUUGUGAAUUUCACAGAGAUCAUGAAGAGAGAUUCAUCAGAGUCAGCCAAAGAAACUGCAUUUGCUCUUGCUGCUUUAAUGGAGAUUCCCUUUCAGUAUCAAGCAGCAACCGAACUCAACUUACUCGGGAAAACAACCGGCGUAGCUAAGAAAAUAAAUCCGAGGCCACCACCUAUUCCUUACACACCUCCAAUUCGUACUGAACUACCAUCACCUGCAUCUGACGAACAUACUCAGAGUUGCCCGAUUUGUCUGACUAACCGGAAAGACGUGGCAUUUGGCUGUGGUCACAUGACGUGUGGAGAUUGCGGAUCAAGGAUAGAAAACUGUCCCAUCUGCAGAGUACUGAUCACAAGCCGGCUAAGGCUUUACACGUGA